AUGAAAAACAAAGUCUACUUCCUGAGAACCCAGAAGCUAGAGCUCGACCGGAGACUGUUGGAAAUGGAAUCUACAAUUGCAUCUCUCAAGGACGAAAGGAAGGUGAUAGAGUCGACCCUCGAAGAUAAGAAGAGGGAGAUUAAAACGCUAACAGGGUUGAACUCAAGUAAUGGAGAUCCCUCACAUGUGACGGCUCUUCAGCUCAAAAUGCAAGUAGAUGUGCAGUCCGAAAGGGCGAAACUACUAACAAGUUCCACUGUUGACUCAGAAGAAGAGAAUGAAGAUGGUGCAGAAUUACAACUUAGGAGCGAUUAUUCAAGAGACUCCGAAAAGAGCGAAAACAGAAGCCGAAAUGUCAAGGUGAAUGAUGUGAAAGAUGGAAAUGAAAAAGAGCUGGUAAGUACACAAUUUGAUUUCAAGAGAGCUGAUGAAGUAUUGGAAGAGAAAAAAAUAGCAAACGAGAUGACCACCAGCAGUGAAGAGGAACAGCACAUAAUUGGUGGGUCUGGUGAUCAUCAAAAUCAAGAAAGCCAGAGAUAUACAGGCCUUCGUAGAGGGGGCGUAAAGUUAGAAAAGGCAGAUGGAUCUGGACACAGAUUUGGCUUCACACUGAGAAGGAAACAUUCAAAGGGCAAGAGGAGAGAGACUGUAAGAAACAGGAGAUCAGGGGAUGAGUUGUACUCUGUGGCCAAGAAGACUGAGAGCAUCCCAGCAGCUCUUACCAGCAAUGAAAAAAAGGAAAGAAUUGAGAAAAACCGAGAUGACAAGGCAGAGUCUGAGACGAAGAAAGAGCUAGGCUCCGAAGAUCAGUUGGCAGUAUCCGAGAAACUAAAUCAGACUACAGAAACUAGAAAUGGUGGCCAAGGGAAGGGAGAAGCAGUGAAGAGAGAAGAGCAAGAAAACAAGCCGACAAACACAAAAUCUAACGGGUCUGAGGAGACUGAGCAUGUGGAUGAACGUACAAGUAUGGUGAGCAUAGAGCAAAACAGUAAUGAGAUGGCCAACACUGAAGUGCUUCCUGAUGCUGAGGGUGCAAAAUUAGAUGAUGUUGAAAAGAAUGCCAGGAAGCAGGUUUCUGAUGAGAUCAUCAAUCAAUCAUCUGACCAAGAAGUGAAUCGAAAGCAAGAAAUGACACAUAAUACUGAGGCGAAGGAGCAUGAGAAUGAGAAUGCACAAGAGAAUGAUAUUGCACAAGAUAAUGACGAAAGUGAGGCUGAAGACUCAGAGGACCCAGAAACUCGUAUACCAGAAAUAGAUAGAGAUGAUAUCAAAAGAUUUUCAGAAUCAGAUCCUGAUGAUGAAGCAGAGGAGACCGAAUUUUAA
This is a messenger RNA of Beta vulgaris subsp. vulgaris (sugar beet), 1323 nucleotides long. RefSeq lists its product as uncharacterized. Lineage: Eukaryota; Viridiplantae; Streptophyta; Magnoliopsida; Caryophyllales; Amaranthaceae. The transcript has a single exon. The record is from RefSeq and is a predicted model, not a curated record. The coding region runs from base 1 to 1323 and encodes 440 amino acids.